AUGGGAGCUAGGUCUGGCACCUCUGGCCCACUGUUAACAGACUAUCCAUUAUGGACAUGUUCAGCUGUUCGAUUUCAAAUAUUAAUUCUAAUAGCUUCGGCUAUGGCAGUCUUUGCCGCAAUACGAGGGUCAUUAUCGAUGGCUUUAGUUUGUAUGGUAGAACAACCUUUCAAUAGCACUUACACAAAGUCAAUGUCGCCCUAUAAGAUUAAUUGGAGUGUUGAAAAUCAAGCCAAGAUUCACACGUCAUUCUAUGCAGGAGCCUUAGUUUCCGUUUUUGUCGCUGGAAAUCUAAUCGGACGAUUCGGGGCUAAGAAAAUAAUGAGUCUUGGAAUCUUAUUGAAUGUAGUUGGUACUCUGGCAAUCCCUUUCGCAGUCAUUUUUCUGAAUUCUUAUUAUUAUGUAAUGUUUUUACGUUUCAUAAUGGGAUUAGGAAGCGGUUUUGUAAUUCCAUGUGGCUCUGUGAUGAUUGCGAGAUGGUUUCCUAUUUCGGAAAAAAGUACAGCUAUGGCUAUCUUCACCACAGGCAAUCAAGUAGGAAUAGCUGUUUCAAUGGGUGCUACAGCUAAAUUUUGUGAAUUCGAAGGAAUGAUUGGAGGUUGGCCAUUGGCCUUCUUCUCAUAUGGAUUAAUUGGAUUUGUUUUUCUUCUCUUCUGGCUACUGUUCGCAACUGAUAAGCCACGUAAUUCCAAAUAUAUAACGGCUUCCGAAUUGGAAUAUAUUGUGGGAAAACGUGAAAAACGAAAAAGGACUAACACCAUCAUGUUACCUACACCUUACAAAAAAAUUUUCAUGUCUGCAUGUGUUACGGCAAUUUGUGUCUGUUCAUUUGCUCAAUCAUUCAUAAUUGUUGGAUUAAUUACUUAUUUACCUGCUUAUUAUCAAUCAGCUCUUCAAAUGAGCAUCAGCAAAAAUGGUAUUUGGUCUACUGUUCCUUUUUGCCUCCAAAUGGUCACAAAGAUACUGUUCGGUACAGUUGCUGACAAGUUGAAGAAACGCGGAAAAUCAGCUAGCGCCAUCACCAAAUGGUGUAACGCCAUCGCUAGUUUUGGAACUGCAACAAGCAUUCUCUUAAUCUCUUUAUUAGGCGCUGAAGAUAGCUUGUUGAUAAUGCUGCUGAUGACGGCAUCUAUGGGCAUGUUGUCGGGCUAUGUGGCUGGCUACAAUACAAGUAUUGUUACCGUAGCACCUCAGUUUACGGCGUUUGUUUCGUCUUAUUCACAAAUCUAUUCUCAAGCUGCCAGCACGAUUGCUCCAUAUCUGCUCGGCUACAUGACAACAAAGGGAACAAUCGACGAAUGGGAACUUGUAUUCUAUUUACUAGCCGUGGUUCUUAUCGUUUCCGGAAUAGUCUUCCAAUUUUUGGGACACGGUCAUAGCGAAUCCUGGGGAGAAGUAGCUUCUGCUAACCCAUCUCUGAGGCUUAGUAUGGCUUCAAUGAAUAUCUCGUCAGGAGCAUCGUCUUCUGAAACACCUAACGUGCAUAAGUCAAGCAACAUCGAUGACUUGAAUGCCAAACUUCUAGCAGAAGAGAAACCUCUUCCGAAAAGACCACAACGUGUCUCUUAUGCAAGUGUGAGUUUUAGGGAAGACGAUACAAUGGUCCAAAUACGUUCUGAGGAAUUAGAAAACGACUGUAUCAUAGAUAAAGUAGAAGCAGUCGACAAUCAUUGA
Auanema sp. JU1783 is the source of this 1674-nucleotide messenger RNA. The record is from the annotation of a GenBank genome assembly. NCBI's taxonomy places the organism in Eukaryota, Metazoa, Nematoda, Chromadorea, Rhabditida, Rhabditidae.